Molecule: messenger RNA, 2664 nt
Organism: Entrophospora sp. SA101
Lineage: Eukaryota; Fungi; Glomeromycota; Glomeromycetes; Entrophosporales; Entrophosporaceae
Source: the annotation of a GenBank genome assembly
AUGAGCGUUGAAAUUGGUACUAAAGUUGAAGGUGAAUGUCGCACUCGUCGUUCUCGCCUAAGUCCUGAUAAAUUGAUUGAUUCGCCCGAGGAAGGUGUUAAAACUCUUUAUGAUGUGGUGCAACGCAGUGUUAAAAAAUAUGGUGAUAAUAAAAAUGCUUUAGGUUAUAGAAAAAUCGAAAGGAUUGUUGAAGAAGAAAAGGAAGUCACAAAGAUUGUUGGAGGGGUCGAAAAAAAAGAAUUGAAAACUUGGAAAUAUUUUCAAUUAUCAGGUUAUAAUUGGUUAACUUAUAAUGAUUUGGAUCAAGAAAUUAAAACCAUUGGGGCUGGCCUGGUAAAAUUAGGUUUAAGUGAAGGGUCUAAAAUUGCAAUCUUUGCUGCUACAAGUGCCAAUUGGAUGCUUGUGACUCAUGGUUGUUUCUCACAGAGUAUGACUAUUGUGACUGCAUAUGAUACCCUCGGAGAAGAAGGUCUUCUCCAUUCAAUGAAUGAAGCAGAAGUUAAUGGAAUAUUUACUAACGCAGAUUUACUUCCAAUGGUUAAAAAGGUUGCUGGAAAAUGUUCAACUCUUAAAUUUAUAAUUUAUGAUGGUGAUGCAAAAGGAUCAGUCUUGCAAGAAUUGUCAAAUGCUCAUUCAAACCUUGGAAUUUUUACAUUGGAAGAACUUAAACAAUUAGGCAAAGAUUAUCCAAUAAAUACAAACCCACCAAAAUCACAAGAUAUAUGUUGUAUUAUGUAUACUUCUGGAACUACCGGUAAUCCAAAAGGCGUCAUAUUGACUCAUGCUAAUCUUGUUGCAGCAAUUGGUGGCGUUGAAAAAAUGCUCGGACAUUUAAUUCAAGAGGAUGACUCAUUCCUUGCAUACCUUCCACUUGCUCAUGUUCUUGAGUUUGGUGUGGAACAUGUAUGUCUUUGGUGGGGUGUUACCUUAGGUUAUGGAUCACCUCGUACUUUAACAGAUUCAUCUGUAAGAAAUUGUCUUGGCGACAUGUGUGAAUUGAAACCUAGUGUAAUGACUGGUGUGCCAGCAGUAUGGGAAUCAAUUAGGAAAGGUAUUCUUUCAAAAGUCCAUGGGAGUAGUCCAACUGUACAAAAGAUUUUUGAUGUAGCUUUCAAGACUAAAAGUUGGUUAAUGGGAAAAGGUUUACCCUCCAAACCUUUUGAUACUUUGGUAUUUGAUAAGAUAAAAGAACAAACUGGUGGAAGAUUGAGACUUGCAUUGUCUGGUAGUGCACCCAUCUCUAAGGAAACACAGGAAUUUUUAUGCGUAACUUUAUGUCCAAUAUUUCAAGGUUAUGGUAUGACUGAAGCUUGUGGUAUGGCUGGUACAAUUCUUACGCCAGAACUAUUUACUUAUGGCAGCGUGGGAACACCAGUACCUUGUACAGAAGUAAAAUUAGUUGAUGUACCAGAUGCUGGUUAUAAAUCUACAGAUACUCCCAAUCCACGAGGAGAAAUUUGGCUUCGUGGGCCUGCAGUCACACCAGGCUAUUAUAAAAAUGAAAAAGUGACCAAAGAAACGUUUACAGAAGAUGGAUGGCUACAAACAGGAGAUAUUGGAGAAUGGAAGCCAGAUGGAUGCUUGGCUGUCAUUGACAGAAAGAAAAAUUUGGUGAAAUUGGCCCAUGGUGAAUACAUUGCACUUGAAAGAUUGGAAUCAGUUUACAAAUCAACCUUAUUCGUGUCCAAUAUUUGCGUUUGUGCUGAUUCAUAUCAGUCACGUCCUGUAGCUUUAAUUUUUCCUAUUGAAGCACGAGUCAGAAAACUUGCAAUGGAAAAAAACAUAACUGAAACAGAUUUUGAAAAACUAUGUCAAGAUAAGGAAAUAACAAAUUCAGUGCUUCAAGCUUGUCUCGUUGAGGCAAAGAAGGCAGAUUUUAAACCCGCAGAAUUGUUAUCUGCAAUUACAUUGUUGCAUGAAGAAUGGACCACCGAAAAUGGACUUUUGACAGCAGCACAAAAAAUCAAACGUAGAGAUAUUCAACAAAAAUACCAAGGUGAUAUUGAUAGAAUGUAUGCAAGAUUCUUAUUUAUGCUUAUGAAAGACGCAAGGUUAGAAAAAAUAUUCAGGGACGAAGAUGCUAAAGACGGGACUAGUUGUAUACGACAUCAGUUUCUAAUGAAACAGUUAAAUCCGGCUAGAACAAAACGUACAGGAUGGGUGGAUAAUGGAAUCAAAGAUCCUGAAUCUAUUUCAGAUCACAUGCACCGUAUGUCAAUACUGGCGUUAUUGCUUGAUGAUCCAACCUUGGAUAGGAACAAAUGUGUAAAGAUGGCAGUUGUACAUGAUUUAGCUGAAUGUAUAGUGGAGGCAAUGAAACAUCUGUGCAAAGAAUUACUUAAUGACUCUCAACAAUCUAAAGAAAUAUUUGAUUUAUGGCAAGAAUAUGAAGAUGGAAUUAGCAAUGAAGCAAAAUUUGUUAAAGAUUUGGAUAAAUUUGAAUUGAUACUCCAAGCAUUUGAAUAUGAACAAUCUCAAAAUAAAGAUUUAGAAGAGUUUUUUGAGUCAACAAAAGGAAAAUUUAAUCAUUCGCUUGUAAAAUCAUGGGUUGGAGAAUUAUAUCGCAAGCGUAUGGAUGUAGUUAAAAAAGAAGAAAUAGAAGAUGAUAUUGAUGACAAGGAGGAUGUUUGGAUUGUGCAGCAAUCAUCGCAUAAAUGGAUUUAG